AUGGAGAGAUUGCAACUAAAGAUUGAAGAGAACAGGAGUGUCAUCAGAAAGUCAGAAUUUUUCAAUGAACUCAAGGCGACAAUAAAUGGCUCUUUCAAAUGUAUACGAUGUCUUGCUUUGGGGUCGCCGUCGCAAAGCUCGGACGCUAGAUAUCAAUACGCAUUGCUACUAGAGUUGAUUGAGUACUUGGGAGUCACAGAAAUAUCCAUCUACGAUCCAGCAUUCACAAAAGAGGAUAAAGAGUUGUUUGGGGGUUACAAAAUUGAGCAAAAGUUCAACCUUCGGCAGGAUGAGAGUGUUCUUUUCUAUAUACCCCAUUUACCACUUGAGGCAAUGGAGAUGGUGCUAAACACAGAGAAACCAGUUUGCUUCUUAGGAAAUGAUGCAAUUGCCCACACAGACAGAUUAACAAAGAAGAAAUUGGCUGAGUUGUACCCUGGUAUGGCUAUAUUGGUGCAAUACUUACAAGGUUUGGAGUCCGAUGAUGGGUUUACAAAAGUAUCGAAAAAUAGAAGGAGAAAGCAGUUUAAAGAGCCAGAUAUUGUAUACAACUUUGACUCCGUUUACUUCAAGCAUGUGGAUAUUGUUCGUUACAAACACAAUUUCAACAAAAAUGACCCAUGGGGAAAUUCAUUUUCAGACUUGGCACUACAUAGACUCACUACAUAA
This is a messenger RNA of Lodderomyces theae, 669 nucleotides long. RefSeq lists its product as uncharacterized. Gene Ontology annotation, biological process: microtubule-based process. Gene Ontology annotation, cellular component: nucleus; cytoplasm. Bases 1 to 669 code for a protein of 222 amino acids. The record is from RefSeq and is a predicted model, not a curated record. The transcript has a single exon. Lineage: Eukaryota; Fungi; Ascomycota; Pichiomycetes; Serinales; Debaryomycetaceae.